This is a messenger RNA of Drosophila montana, 467 nucleotides long. It is a transcript of the gene Ufm1, whose product is annotated as Ubiquitin-fold modifier 1. NCBI's taxonomy places the organism in Eukaryota, Metazoa, Arthropoda, Insecta, Diptera, Drosophilidae. The record is from RefSeq and is a predicted model, not a curated record. Gene Ontology annotation, biological process: protein K69-linked ufmylation. Gene Ontology annotation, cellular component: nucleus; cytoplasm. The transcript has a single exon. Bases 130 to 384 code for a protein of 84 amino acids.
GUAUUGCCGUGAGCAAGUCCCUUCACAACGAACCAAACAAGGCCAUUGGAACAGCAGCUGGCAGCUAAAACAAAAACUGACCACGUCACAUAGUAUUUGCAUUCCGCACACCCAAACAAUAACAACAAAAUGAGCAAAGUAACAUUUAAAAUAACUCUCACAUCGGAUCCCAAGCUGCCAUUCAAGGUGCUCAGCGUGCCGGAGGCAACGCCAUUCACAGCUGUGCUCAAAUUCGCCUCGGAGGAGUUCAAGGUGCCCGCAGAGACAAGCGCCAUCAUCACAGACGACGGCAUUGGCAUCAGUCCGCAGCAGACGGCGGGCAAUGUGUUCCUCAAGCAUGGCUCCGAGCUGCGUCUCAUACCCAGAGAUCGUGUGGGGCACUAGCCUACAGCUUAGACUUAGAUUCUUAUCCGUUUAUUAACCGUGCAUAGAGAUUUUAUUUUCCCCGAAUUAAACAUGUAAAACUA